Messenger RNA from Coregonus clupeaformis (lake whitefish), 2947 nucleotides. RefSeq names its product protein FAM53C-like. The transcript is spliced from 5 exons. Gene Ontology annotation, cellular component: nucleus. The record is from RefSeq and is a predicted model, not a curated record. Bases 237 to 1436 code for a protein of 399 amino acids. Gene Ontology annotation, biological process: protein import into nucleus. Lineage: Eukaryota; Metazoa; Chordata; Actinopteri; Salmoniformes; Salmonidae.
UCGGUGCAAGGCCAACUACUACUCCGUGCUGCUUUCGGUUGCUAAGGAGACACGGUGGGCAGGUGAGAUGAUGAAGCUGUUGAUGACAGCGUCUCAGUGAGGUUGGAAGGGUCAGUCUGGCCGGUUGAGGUGGGGUGGGGACACCACAAACCUCGCCAGAAGUCUGACGGACUGACAAACACCACCACUUCCUCUUCUCUUCCUCCUCCCUUCCUCAUUGGCAUCAGCGUGUCACCAUGGUGACGCUCAUCACAGAGCAACUCCGCAAACAGAAUCUGGAGGAGCCCCCUUACCGCAGGGCUUUCUCUCUUAAUGUGUCGUUGCCUGAAGUGGGUUCUAACCCCACUGUGUAUUGGCGCGGGUAUGGGUUGACUCCAGAGAGCAGUUGGUCUAUGUUCUCAUCCUCCAAGACCCAUCUGCAGGACGCCUCCUCUGUCCUGGACCCCCUAGGAACCCCUCUCCCCAGCACCUCUGUGACAGACCUGUCCCUACAGAGCUCCCCGCCGCUGCCCCCUCCUCCUCCCAAACGCCACUGCCGCUCCCUGUCCGUCCCUGAGGACCUGUCCAGCUGCCGCACCCCCUGGCGCCCCAGCGCCUCCAAGAUCUGGACCCCCGUCAAGCGCCGCUGCCACAGCGGAGGGGGUGUGGCCGGCAUGGGGGUUGGCUCCUUGGUGGGCUCCGUACCCCUCCGAGGCCCCAGCUCCUCCCUCACCUCCUCCCUGCACUCCUCCUCCAGUCCCACCUUCUUCAGUCUGGCCCUGUCCCCUGACUCCCCUCUCCCGUGGAGUGUUUCCUGGGACCACUAUGACCCGCCCAGGGAGGGCUGUGCCGGUUUUUUCCCCGCUUCCUGCUCCUCCUCCCCGGCCACGCUGGGUUCCUGUCGGCCCCUGCAGCAGCGCCGCUUCUCCCUGUCACCUGUGCACAUCCUGCCCCCCCGGCCCUCUCGUGCUCCAGCUCUAGCCCCUCGCUACCUUGGGAUGGAGCCCCCGGCCCCCUCCCCCACUCCCUCCUCGGCCUGUAGUACCCCGUCGUCCUCAAGGCGUGUCCUGCCCCUCCGUCUCCCACGCUGCCACUCUCAGCCCUGUGAUCUACGUAAGCCUGGCCUGAAGCGACGCCAUGACCCGGACACGCUCCCCUACUACACCAGGCCCGGCCUCGACUUCAGCAAGAUGACUCAGAUUCGCAGUGGUGAGCCGCUGGUGUGUGGAGCGGCUGUUUGCGUGGAGAUGGAGCCUGUUCAAGGGGACUUCAGAGGAACCUUUUCCCCUGCAGACCUCAUGGGAAGAACCAGCAUCGGACCGCUAAGUGAAAGUGAGGAGGAAGAUUAUGAGGAUGAUGAGGAUAAAAUAAAUAUGGGUGUGCUAGAGGCUGGACAGCCGAGUGUGUUUGAGAGAGACUGCACAGAACUGGACUUGAACCUCAUUGAGGAGAACUGAAAGAGGUCCCUUGUGCUCUCUGUGUGCUUGAUAUUCAUAGUUAUCCACCACACAAACACUUUAUAUAAAUGUUUUCAAUGAAGGUGAAAUGAUAAAUAAACGCACACCCCUGGCUGAGCCCUCAGGAACCUGCUGCCUUGCUAGGGUCCACACCAGGGGCCUUCAUAUCACUGGCUGACUGUAGACUAAUAAGAAUCAAUAUUACCAUUAUUGUAAUGCUAGAGCAACUUCGACAAGCUCAUGUUAUUCAGCAUUUCUGGAAAAUGUCAUUUUGCCUGACUGUACUGUAUGGGCAAAUGUGUAUAUCCAGAAACCCAAUGAAGAGAAAGGCUAAGAAGUGAUGAAUUCUGAAGGUACAAAAUAGGCUCUUUCUAAUUAUCUGGGUAGUUGGUGUACGACUGCUACUACCAUAAUAAAAAUGAUGCCGUUUGGUUCUAUGGACACUCCUGUCGGCAGGAUACAUUUCUGAACGUAUGUCCAGUUGCGUUGCUGAUCGAAGGCCUCUGAAAAAUGUUACACAAGCAGAAGCCUGCACACACAUCUGUUUUCAUGGGUGUACUACUACUACGUUGAUUUGGCUCUGGAAUACCCACCCACCAGUAAAGGGAAUCAGAGGGACCCAUGUGCUUUCCUCAGCUGGCGAGUGGAUGUUUUACUGCUUCCUUUCCCCUAACUUCUUGGACUAAUGCAUUCAUUAGUUCUCCAAACCACUUAUCCAUUGGAUUAAAUCAAUAUUGUACAUUAAUCAUGCCUUAAGCUGAGUAUAAAAAGAAGUUGUUGCUGUUCUACUGCUUUUUGUUCAUAACAUACAGAUGUUUUCUUCUUGGUCUACCAUAGAAAUGGAACCUAGAUUCUAUUUCUAUGGUCUCCAUUCUCUGAUUCUGUUUCCCACUAAUGAACAGAUCACACUUGCACUGUAAUAGGAUUUGAAUAAUUGACUCGAUGCUGCAGUUGGAUCCUAUAGGGCACAAUGUAAUAAUGUACUGUACAGUGGUCACAUGUGGAAACCAUUUUGUGUGAGUGUAUGUGUGUGAGAAGAAACCAGUAGCGAUGCAGAGGAUUGGUGGCCUUUCUGAGAUAAUUUGUAUUGUAUGUUUUCAGAUGGAAGUGUCCUCUUACACAAUUUGUGUACAAAUAAAGUUUAUUAGAGAAUAAUUUUGCAAGAAAAAUCCCCCUUGUCCUGUGUUUCUUUAAAUGAGAGAUGGUUUUAAAGGAAUAGUUCACCCAAAUUACAUAUUGGUUUCAUUACCCUCUAAGCAGUCUAUGGACAAGGUAUGACGGGAAUCCAUGCUUUAGUUUAGCUAGCAAAUUAUAACGGGCUAAUGUGAUGCUCCAUUAGCCGUUACAGGAUAGGUACUGUUUGGCGUAGCAGCAUAAAGAAUUGUCGACCAGCCUUAAUUUGGUGAUACUAUCUUCAUUCGGCCAUACGUGUACCUUGUAAAAUAUCUGUGUCCAGUUGCAGGUGGUUUGUUUGAAUUUAUGAAAAUAAAUAAAUAUUUUUUCUCCAUGAA